Messenger RNA from Effrenium voratum, 340 nucleotides. The record is from the annotation of a GenBank genome assembly. NCBI's taxonomy places the organism in Eukaryota, Dinophyceae, Suessiales, Symbiodiniaceae.
GUCAAGUGCCCAGCCUGCGAGCAAGAUGGCUCCAAGCACUUCCACGCCCGCCGCGGGCGAAGUGCCUUGCAAGGAGAAGGGUGAAGAGCCCAAGCCUGAAGAGGCUGCGGCAGUUGAGGAACCAGGGAAUCAACAGAAACAGGGCGACGACAACCUGGACAAGACCUUGGAGAUUGACUUGAACAAGGCUCCGGACAAGAUCUCGGAGGCUAAACAGGACAAGAUCUCGGAUACUCAUGCUGACAAGACCUUGGAGGCUGCCGGUCUGGGAGCUGCUUCUGAUAAGACCGCGCCUCUGGCCAAGACUACAGCGACCAAAGCAGACGAGACCAAGCCGAAG